UUUGUUCAAUAAAAUAAAAUUAUAAGUUCAUGGUUAUCGAGGGUGUGGUUUACGUAUAAAUAGGCAACAUUUUUGGCAAAUCAGUACUGUGAACUUGAACAGCAAAAUAACAACAUGUUUGUAAAACUGGCCGUCCUUGCAUGCUCUUUGGCUGUAGCCAUCGCUGCUUACAAUGGACCAUUAGCUGGCGGCGCUCCAGCUUCCCAAUUCCCAGCGGGAAUCGACCCAGCCUCUUGCCCCAACUUCCCCAACUGCGACAAUCCCCUGGUAGCCAUCAGCAACGACCCACAGUCCGUCGCCCAAUUCCAACCAGCCGCUCCACAACCACAAUACCAACAAGCCGCUCAACCACGUUACCAACCCCAAUACCAACAACCGGCUCCACAAUAUCAACAACCAGCUCCACAAUACCAACAGGCUCCACAACCAAUCUCCCAAUACAACCCAGUAUUGCCAAACCAAUACCAGGCCGCCCCACAACCACAAUACAGCCCCGACGUGCAGAACGCUUUGGACCAAGGCAAAUACAUCGGAGACGGCGACUACCACGGUGAAGGCCUUGCCGAAGCUGGUGCUCCAGGCUUCGCUGGUCAGGCUGCCGCCCCACAAUACCAGCCAGCUCAACAAUACCAGCCCGCCCCUCAAUACCAACCAGCCGCCCCACAAUACCAACCAGCUCCACAAUACAACCCAGCCCCGGCCGCUUACAACCCAGCACCAGCUGCCCGCGCCUACAACCCAGCUCCAGCCGCAGCUGCUCAAGCCCAGCCAGCUCAGAUUCCCGCCGGUGUAGACGCCAACGUCUGUCCCAACUACCCAUUCUGCCACUGAGUGAUAGGCGAAGUUCCGAAGAAACGUAGACUGCCAGCUGACAACAUGUCAUAAGUUAUUUUCAUUAAAGCGUGUAAAUGAUUCCUGUAAUAUACUUAAUUAGUUUUGUAAUUUUUUACGAAAUAUAAAGUUAAAAACUGGACAA
Aethina tumida (small hive beetle) is the source of this 976-nucleotide messenger RNA. Its product is annotated as DNA translocase FtsK. Gene Ontology annotation, molecular function: structural constituent of cuticle. The record is from RefSeq and is a predicted model, not a curated record. Lineage: Eukaryota; Metazoa; Arthropoda; Insecta; Coleoptera; Nitidulidae. The transcript is spliced from 3 exons. Bases 115 to 831 code for a protein of 238 amino acids.